Messenger RNA from Prunus mume (Japanese apricot), 1211 nucleotides. Its product is annotated as putative SNAP25 homologous protein SNAP30. Gene Ontology annotation, molecular function: SNAP receptor activity. NCBI's taxonomy places the organism in Eukaryota, Viridiplantae, Streptophyta, Magnoliopsida, Rosales, Rosaceae. Gene Ontology annotation, cellular component: plasma membrane; SNARE complex. The record is from RefSeq and is a predicted model, not a curated record.
UCUAGAUUAUUCCUCUUCUCGUUUCAAGCACAAACCAAAUCCCAAACCAAACCAGUGUUGGUUUGUGUAUGAAACUCUGCCAAUUUUCGAUUUUUAUCGAAACUUCUAGGCACCAUUUUUUUAAGUCUACACAGGGUUUCUACCAAUUCCUUUGAUUUAGUGACUUUGGAGUCAAAACUAAACACUUGACAACUUUGGUUUCUUGUCAAAAUGUUUGGGUUUAAGAAAUCACCAGCAAAGAUUGCUAAGCAAAACUCUGUAGACCCGGGAUUUCAAGCUCCUGCUGAUUCAGAAACUGAUAAGGACACUCAUAAGCCUGCAAGACGAACUUCUUCUGAACCGAUGCUUAUAACCCCGGAUUUUAGUAAAGAAAAGCCUGGUAAAAGAGGGUCUUCGCCUGCUUCCUACAAGAAUGAUUUUCGUGACUCAGGGGGGAUAGAGAACCAGAGUGUGCAAGAGUUGGAGAAAUAUGCUGUGUACAAGGCUGAGGAGACUACACAGAGUGUCAACAACUGCCUCAGGAUUGCUGAGAACAUCAGAGAGGAUGCUACAAAGACCCUUGACAUGUUGCACGCGCAGGGUGAGCAAAUUACAAGGACCCACAUGGCGGCUGUCGAUAUAGAUAAGGAUUUGAGUCGGGGUGAGAAGCUUUUAAAUAAUCUUGGGGGUAUGUUUGCAAUGCCUUGGAAGGCAAAGAAGGGGAAGGAUAUUUCUGGGCCUGAUUUUUCAGCAGCUUCUGCACCCACAAAAAGUGACCCCCAUCAGAGGGAAAAGUUGGGUUUAGCUCCCAUACCCAAAGGAAGGUCGGCUCCUGCAACACCUCCUCCUGAUGGAUCAGGUGCCUUGCAGCAAGUUGAGUAUGAGAAGGCAAAGCAAGAUGAUGCUCUUUCAGACCUGAGCAAUAUUUUGGGUGAUUUGAAGGGUAUGGCUGUGGACAUGGGAAGUGAACUUAACAGGCAAAACAAAACUAUCGAUCAUCUCUCUGACGACGUUGAUGAGCUUAACUCUCGAAUGAAAGGUGCCAACCAACGUACACGCCGUCUGCUUGGGAAGUGAAGGUCUAGAGACUUAGAAUUCCAGGCUACAUAAAAAGUUCCACAUAACUUUAGUUACUGUAACUAUACAAUUUUGAUUCCCUCUUGAUUGUAUAUAUUAUUGGUUUUCCCCCAUUUGGGAUAUACGCAUGCAAUAAAAUGAGCCUUUUUGUUCAA